Molecule: messenger RNA, 1320 nt
Organism: Octopus sinensis (East Asian common octopus)
Lineage: Eukaryota; Metazoa; Mollusca; Cephalopoda; Octopoda; Octopodidae
Product: developmentally-regulated GTP-binding protein 1-like
Exons: 7
Coding region: 1-1320 (439 amino acids)
Biological process (GO): cytoplasmic translation
Cellular component (GO): cytoplasm
Molecular function (GO): GTP binding; GTPase activity
Source: RefSeq, a predicted model, not a curated record
AUGUCUAAAGUACAUGAAUGUGACGACUUAACUUUACCUUUAUCUUCAGAGAAAGCGAAAGAACUAUUUAGAAAGAAUGGAAUAAUCUUACUUCUGAACCCCCCUAAAGAGACUGAGAUCGGUAUAAACUGCAAAUCGUGGGUCACCACACUAAAUUUUAUGGGAUUUAAAAUGGUACCUGACGGAAAUCAUUUCAUAUAUUACAACAUUGCUAACAAACAUGGGGAUUCUUCAUCUAGAAAAGGAUUUUUUGUCCAUAUUACAGGAAAUAUGAUUAUUUGCAAGAAAUGGGACUCUAAAAACGAAGAUUUGUACAAAAAAGAAGUCCGCAUGCAUUUCGAAACAGAUAUCGGUUUCUCAAUUAAUUUAAUUAUUUCUGAGCUUAAUCGGACACAAAAAAAUAAGGCUACUAUGCAUCACAUUUGCAUGCUCAAAGCUCGUCAAGCUAAACUAAAGCGCGAAUUACUCGACCCAAAAGGAUGCGGGGGAAGUUCCAACCACGAGACUUUUGAGGUGGCUAAGACAGGAGAUUCACGAGUCGGCUUUGUUGGUUUUCCUUCUGUUGGAAAAUCAACUUUACUUUCAAAUUUGUCCGGAGUUUAUUCAAAAGUGGCUGAAUACGAGUUUACUACUCUGACUACAGUUCCGGGAGUGAUUCGUUACAAAGGAGCAAAAAUUCAGUUAUUGGAUCUUCCGGGAAUCAUCGAAGGGGCUAAUGACGGAAAGGGAAGGGGAAGGCAGGUCAUAUCAGUAGCCCGAACAUGCAUGCUAAUUUUUGUGGUCCUCGAUGUAACCAGACCACUAGAACAGAAAAAAAUAAUUGAAAGAGAGUUAGAAGGCUUCGGAAUUCGUCUUAACAAAUCAGUCCCUCCCAUAAGUUUUCGAAAGAAGGAGAAGGGUGGAAUAAACUAUAAGACUAUGGUGGAUCAAUCAGAAUUGGAUUUAGAGACAGUCACUACUCUGCUGGCGGAGUAUAAAAUAUGUCACGCCGACAUUCUACUGAAGGGGGACUGUUCCCUUGAUGACCUGAUAGAUAUUGUGGAAGGGAAUAGGACAUAUAUUCCCUGCAUAUACGUUCUUAAUAAAAUAGAUAAAAUAUCCAUUCAGUUGGAUUUGGUGUGCCAACUGCCUAAUUGUGUGCCAAUUAGUUCGGAAAAUAAGUGGAAUUUUGAUGAGUUGUUGCAAACGAUGUGGGAAAAACUGGGACUAGUUAGAAUUGCUUUUGUUUGGGGGAAUUCUGUCAAGCACCAACCUCAGAAAUGUGGAAAAGAACACGUUUUGUGCGAUGAGGAUGUAGUACAACUCGUUAAAAAAUUAUAA